Molecule: messenger RNA, 176 nt
Organism: Schistosoma turkestanicum
Lineage: Eukaryota; Metazoa; Platyhelminthes; Trematoda; Strigeidida; Schistosomatidae
Source: the annotation of a GenBank genome assembly
CUGUAUUAGAUUAUAAACAAAGUAUUUCAAAGAAUAAUGUUUGCUUAGAAUUGCCAACACUUUCAGAUGGAUAUCAUGUUUCAAAUACAGCCAUGAAAGAGGUGAGUUUAAAUGGAGUUGUAAUUAUUAUUUCAAGUGUUCAAACGAUGGAAAUAGACCCGUAUGUGCUUACGUGA